Molecule: messenger RNA, 2071 nt
Organism: Lytechinus variegatus (green sea urchin)
Lineage: Eukaryota; Metazoa; Echinodermata; Echinoidea; Temnopleuroida; Toxopneustidae
Exons: 4
Coding region: 105-416 (103 amino acids)
Biological process (GO): cristae formation
Cellular component (GO): mitochondrial crista junction; MICOS complex
Source: RefSeq, a predicted model, not a curated record
UGUACAUUCCGAUCCCCACGCCACAGGGUGGUAGCAUGUGAACAAGUGACGCAGGCAUACCGGGUAGACUUUAUUUUUUACAACUUUGUCUUUGGAAAUCCGACAUGGCCGUCUCUAUUUUUAAAGGACUUUGCAAGGUGGCAAUAGGAGGAGGAGCACUUUAUAUAUCGGUAGAACAAGGCAUCUGGGGAUCUUCAUUUGACGGUUCAAAAACAAUGAAUAAGUUGACAGGCACACUGCAGAGACAGGAUGAAUAUCUUAGACAGAUACCAUCUACCGAGCAAGUAGCAAGUAGUACAAGGCAAAGCUGGAAUUCAGGUGUAAAAUGGACCUUUUCAUCAUUAGCAAGAGGACCAGAGAAAGUUAAAGAACUUGGCAGUCAAGCAACAAAUUACAUCAGCAGAUCUACAAAGUGAAAUGUGAAUGUAUUUCUUACAAACACUGUCCUGGUAUUGCCUGAACUGGAAAUGUUGUUGUAUCAGCCUAAUUUUGUUGCCAUUAAGCAGGUUAUAUUGCACAUCAAAUGUAUGGAUUAUGGACUGUAUAAAGAACAUCAGUUUGCAGCAAUUUUUCUCACUUUAUUGAAAAGCGUAUUUAUUCGUUUUUUAUUUCUUGUGUAUAGUCUAUAUAUUCAAAUUACUAAGCGUUUCUUCCAUAUCAGUUUUGCAUAAAUGCCUUGGUUGCCAAGAAGUCUUGUUGAAAGCAGAACUGCCUGAAUUUGAACAUGGGAACCAUAUUCAACCUGUUAUGGUUUUGAGAGACAUACAUGUAUAACUAACUCAAUAUACCAAAUUUGUACACUUCUCUAUUGAGACUGCAUUAUCUUAACAAGAGGAUAAUGUUUUAUCGGUCCCAUAUUUCCUUUUUUGGGGGGGGGUAUUCAAUUAACCACAAGAUCAUUUCCUCCAUUUUACCCAUAAAUUUUUCAAAUUAUUAUGGGUGGGGUAAUUUUUUUUUUUUUUGGGGGGGAUGCAAUCAUUAUGUAAAUAAAAAUGAUCAUAUUUUGUUGUAAAAUCCUACAUGUAAGUUAUAAAAGAUUGGUAGCAGUACCUGACAGAACAAGUUACAAGAGCUAUGCAUUUCAUUUGAUUAAAAUUACCUAAUUCUCACAAAAUAAUUGGAGUUGCAAAAUGUGAAAUUGAAUUCAUGUAAUUAUAUGUUGUCAUGGUAUGAAUAAAUAAACAAAAUAUAUUGAUACGGAAAUGAUGAACUGGGAAGAAAUCUCAUUGAAAUAUGAUUGACCAUUAUACAAAUGAUCACAACAGUCGUAUGGCUUCUCUUGAGAUUGUUUGCACGAAAAUUGGCAUGCAUAUUUUUUCUUUGAAAGUUGCUAUUUAAUGAAUUCCUUUUAUUUGAUAACAAUACAUUACAUUUGAAUUGAAGAUCAUGUGUCAGAUGUUUUAUGCAUAGUUAGUUGGCAAAAUUAUACUUUUGCUUCAACUCACAAAAUAUAGCUCCUAAAUGUUGUUUUCAACAAAUGCUUGUGAAGAAAAUUGUAAUAUCAGGGGAGCGUUUCAUGAAAGUUGUCAGCACUGACAAGUUGGCUUUCUCCGACAGUUACCAUAGAAACAGAGGCAAGUGCCUCACAGCCAAUCAAAACCAAGGAUAUCACUGAAAUUGUCAGCACCGACAAUUUAGUCAGUGCUGACAACUUUCAUUAAACACCCUCAGAUUGUUAUAUGUUUGUUUUUAACUCACCUGCAUAGGCUUAGCAGAGUGAGACUAUAGUAUAUGGGCCAAGAUUAGCAUUAGGUUUAAAAUGGAAAUUUCUGGUACAAGCUGAUUUUUUUUCAGGACAGGUCCAGGAAUAUUUCUACAAUAACAUACAAAAGUCCUCAUAAAUCCUACUUGAGGGUUUUCCGUAAUUCAUGAUGGCACCAAAAAUAGCCGCCAUUUACAGAAAAUGGACAUACCUCAUUCAUCUACCCUCGACAUCCAGUUUUGAUGCAUGUUUCAUAGUUUAAAGGGAUUUAAAAAAGCUAUUGAUACAGGUUAGAGUGAGUAUAAGCAGACAAGUGUACCUAAAAAUCCAAGAUGGCGGCUAAAAUGGCUGCCAAAUAAAGCCUAAAAA